Stegostoma tigrinum is the source of this 4433-nucleotide messenger RNA. Its product is annotated as solute carrier family 66 member 2. NCBI's taxonomy places the organism in Eukaryota, Metazoa, Chordata, Chondrichthyes, Orectolobiformes, Stegostomatidae. Bases 419 to 1156 code for a protein of 245 amino acids. The record is from RefSeq and is a predicted model, not a curated record. Gene Ontology annotation, biological process: phospholipid translocation; retrograde transport, endosome to Golgi. The transcript has 5 exons. Gene Ontology annotation, cellular component: endosome; trans-Golgi network.
GCGGCUGGCGAAAAGGUCGGCGGAGAUUGAAGUUUGUUUCGCCAAUGCAGCGAAGGGCAGGGUGGAGUUUCUUUGUCAGUGGGUGAACAUAUGGCUUUGUAAAUCCGCCACCACACCCCCCCCCCCCCCCACCCCCAUCACUGCUGCAGCAGAAUAAGCAACGCGGCUUUGAAGAGCCGCACAUUUGGAGAGGGGCUGAACAGGAAGAAGGGCGAUCGCUACGUCGGAACACAGAAAACUUCCUGAUCCAGCGGGGUAAAAGGAGUUUAGUGAAGUACCAAGUCAACGUGUUAUCAUGACCGUAUCCUCCUGCUCAUCCACGAAGCCACAUUGUGGCUUGCUCUCUCCAUAAAAGUACUCUGUGCUUUACUUGAAGUCAGCACUUUCCGUUUCUUUUGGUGGGUGUUGAUCGCCUCAAAUGGCAGAGUCCCACAGUUUCCUGUCUGAGCUGGGCUCGGAUUCCGCCUGGUCUCUUCUGUCCUGGGUCGCUUCCUUGCUGAUGAUCUUCGGCGGUGCAGCCCCUUACAUCCCGCAAUAUCGCGACAUCCAAAAGAGUGGCAGCGCCGAGGGGUUCUCCACCCAUGUGUGUUUAGUGAUGCUGGUGGCCAAUAUCCUGCGCCUCUUCUUUUGGUUUGGGAAACAUUUUGAAGUGACUCUCCUCUGGCAGAGUAUUGUCUUAAUAAUCACCAUGCUGGCCUUGUUGCACUUGUGUUGUACUGUACAGAGAUCAUCCAGAAUGAGCACUAGUAGACACUUUUUUACAGAUUUUGAUCCAAGAUAUUUUUGGGCCUGGAGCCGCUUUCUUGAUUACCUCCAGUUUUGUUUAACCUUCACUGUGUUGUGCCUCCUUCUUACGUACCUGCUGAUUGACUCUCAACUUUAUGUGGAAACUCUUGGCUUCUCAGCAGUCCUCAUUGAAGCCAUGUUAGGAAUGCCUCAGCUUUUCCAAAACUUCAAGAACAAGUCAACAGCAGGAAUGAGUGUGAAGAUGGUGCUGUUGUGGACACUGGGUGAUAUCUUUAAAACAGCUUACUUCAUUAUUAAUGCAACUCCAGUACAAUUCUGGAUUUGUGGAACUGUUCAGAUUUGCAUUGACAUUGCAAUUUUCUUUCAGGUUUUCACUUAUGGACAAGGAGAGCAUGAGAAAUAUAUGUAAUAAGAUUGAAAAGUGACAGGGAAUGACUGCCAGGGUGGUAUAAUACUAUGCACAAUGUCGCUUUAAUAUAUUUUUCUUCCCAUUUCUAUGGAAGAAUAUCCUGUGCUUUAACAAUAUUGAAAGUAUCUAAAGUGCCUUAAUAGAAAAAAAAUUCUACCAUAACUUAUUUCCUGCAGGGUGCAUUCUGUUGAUGUCCAAAAUCUCCAAAACAUGAAGCAAAUUGUACUUCCAACAUGAGUGGGGAAGAGGUGUCUUUAAAAUCUCACCAUUUAGCUAUCAGUACAAUGAGGCCAACAAGAACAGCAGCAACAAGAACAGAGAGGCAUUCAGCCUUGAUAAUUGUGCAGUAAGGUCAGGCAAGAUGAAUGUUGCUGGAAAACAAGAAAAAUCUCCUCACGCCUUAAUAUAAACUAAACUUGUAUUAUUGAUUAAGUUUUAUGUACAGGCUGCUGGUGGGAACUAUACUCACCGCAAAUACAUCGCUUGUCAUUUUCCACUAUGCACUGGUGGUGGUUUCGGUUCGUGCAUUGUCAGAGCAUAAACAGAAAGUUACUUCCUUUUUAAUCCUUUAAUAGUUCUUGCACGAAUUGCUAAAAUCUAAAAAGAGUUGAUACGUGCUUUAUUUAUAGCAUUUGUAGCGUUUCAUGUCUCCUGAUUAAAGACAAUAUUUUAAAACAAGUUUCAUCUAAACUAAUUUGGAAAUUUUAAAAAUACAGUGCAUAUUUGGAGCCUAAAUCAAUGAGAAAAUAUUCUUCAAUAUGACCUUCUCAAGAAUCAGUUCCAGUAUUUUAUUGCAUGCUGUUGUUCAUUUGAAACACUGAAAAUAGUCCUGUUUGAUGUCCCCUCCAACGUUUUAUUCUAUUUCUACUUUCUUUUGUAUUUCACACUGUUACAUUGUUGUCUUUAAAAAAAUCAAUUAUGCAGCCUUAUUCUUAGCCUGUUCAACCAAUUAGUACAGCAACUAAACAUAAAAUUUAAUUUGCCAUAACAUAAAUGCACAGUGAGGUCUAUGAGUGAAUAAUUAGGGUAGUAACUUUGAAUAAUGAGUGUCAUAAAGAUGGACAUUAUUGCUGAAAACAGUUCUGAUUCUAAAACAUAUUGUUCCUGGAAAAGUAUUUUAAAAGAUAUUUCCAGCUUAGUCAGAUUUUUUUAAGCACCUUAAAGGAGAAUAAAGCUUUCUCUUGCCAAACUUAAGAUAACAUAAAGAUAUUUCAAUCAUAAAAAGCUAACUUUUAUUUCGAUACUAUUUAACAGUCCAACAUAAAUGCAUUCAUUGUACCACUCAAGGUUCAAAAAUAUUCUGCACAUUGUGCAUCCAGCAGUGCUUCCAGUCAUUAGAUCCAAAGUUUGUUUUGUUUUGUAGAGUGUAAAUACUUUGUCCUUCUGGAGAUGGGAGUUAGGGAAGUAUUUUUCUUUUAUGAUCAGAGGUGACUGGGUGCCUGCAGUGCACAGAAAGGAUGUCAGUGAGACUGCGCUGCCUUCCCACAUUUGCCAAUGUGAGAAUGAGGCCAAUGGAAGCCUUAGCCUCAUUAAAAUGCUAUACUUGCUAGGCUCAGGAGGGCUAUAGAUUGACCUAAGAGUUGAGCUGGCAUGUCAAGUCAGGUCAGUUUGGUGAGGCAAGGUAGAUUCAUAAUUCAGAGGUGGGUCUCAAAUGGGGCAGGAAGGCAGCUGAUGGCAGAUGCAGGAGGAAGACUCCUGCUGUAUGGAAGUAACUCUGGUUCUUGGAUUUGUUUUGUGAACUGCACUGAUUAGGCUUCACAGCACCCUCUACAAGUAGAUGUAGUGCAAAGCUAAAAGUUGCCAUUCAGUCCCAGAGCCAGCUAUUUCUCAUUCUCAUGCAUUCUCCUGCCUGUUUCAGAUGGGCAGCAUACUCACACAAUAGGUGGUGCACCUGAAAAUUCCUUUGAGAAGAUAUCGUGGGUCACUCACAGCCAAUUUCCACACCUAACCGACAAACUGAUUUUCAAUUGCUGGACAUUUCUUUGUCCAGCAAACAAAGGAUAGACAACAAUUGAGAUUCAGCCUAAAAUUUCAUAACAAAGGGCUUUCAAAGUUAUAAAUGAGCAUUGUUUCUUUAUUUUACUUCUAAUACUCAUUUUAAGUUGUCAGCAAAAAAUAGAAUGAAAAUAAUACAAUAAAAGUCUAACAAAACACCAGAACUACAUCAGCACAGUAAUACAGUGGCAAUGGGAACAGGCUGGAUGCUGGGAAUUUUGCAGCAAGUAACUCAGUACCUUAAUUCCCAAAGCCUAUCCAAGGUGUAAGUUCAGCGUGUGAUGAGGCAUCCCCUACUUGCCUGGAUGAGUGCAACAUCAACAGUAUUCAAUAGCUCUGCAUAUUCAGGACAAAGCAGUCACUUGGUUGGCACCCCCAACCACCACCAACAUUUUCUCCCUCUACCACCAAAGCACAGUGGCAGCAGUGCAUAUCAUCUACAAGAUGCAUGGUAGCAACUCACUCAGGUCCAUAGCUAGCAGGUUCCAAACCCAUGAUCUCUACCACCUGGAAGGAUAAGGGAAGCAAAUACAGGGGAAUGCCACCAUAUGCAAGGUCCCUGCCAAACCAGACACCUUGCUAGCUUGGAACUUUGUCACUGUUCUUUCACUAUCACUGGGUCAAAAUCCUGGAAUUUCCUGUCCAGCAGCACUGUGGGUAUACCUACAUCACAUGGACUGCAGCAAUUCAAAAAGGCAACUCACUCCUACCUGCUCAAUGGCAGUUAGGGAUAGGCAAUAAAUUCUGACCUAGCCAUCAAUACCCACAUCCAGUGAACAAAUUAAAUAGAAAUACUCACUUUGUCAGCUAGCAGCUGCAGUGAGAGAAAUAGAGUUAACUUUUUAGGCCAAUUACCUUUCAUCAGAACUCAGACUCUAUGGUAUUUUGCUUUUCUAUUAAACAAAAUACUGUUGCUAAUUUAUUUUAUCAGUAUAAGCACAUUUCCCUUUGUCUUUACUUCUAAUAGGGCACAGUACACUAUAUAGACUUCUAUCAUCUGAUCAAAGUAUUAAUAAGAAGUUCAUUCUAAUGCCCUGCAACAUUUUACUGUUUGAGAAUCUACUUCAUUCUUACUCAUUGGCCAGGUGCUCUAUAAUGUCAUGUUACAUCAACCUGGAAAUAUAAUUUUUAUUUAAACUUCUUUCCAUAACUUAUCAAUUCCUUUACUCCAGGUGAUGAAAUACUGGAUUUUCUUAGCUGUUUCACCAAAUUAUCGUUGUACCUUUGGGAAGAAUCUGAUGGAUCAGUUUGGAAAAUGACUGACAUCUGGGAAAUGCCACUU